Messenger RNA from Centropristis striata (black sea bass), 3111 nucleotides. Its product is annotated as sorting nexin-16-like. Gene Ontology annotation, molecular function: phosphatidylinositol binding. Gene Ontology annotation, biological process: endosome to lysosome transport; protein targeting to lysosome; early endosome to late endosome transport. Gene Ontology annotation, cellular component: late endosome; early endosome; extrinsic component of endosome membrane. Lineage: Eukaryota; Metazoa; Chordata; Actinopteri; Perciformes; Serranidae. The record is from RefSeq and is a predicted model, not a curated record. The transcript is spliced from 7 exons. The coding region runs from base 25 to 1062 and encodes 345 amino acids.
UGCUGCUUACGUGGAGCUCACACAAUGUGCCUACUGUUUGUGAUGAUGCAGCUAAAAUAUCAAGAAGCCAGACUCUGCACAGCUCAGAUAGGAAAACAUUCUUCCGGCUCUGACCAACAGGGACAAUUUGAUAUGGCUGCCCCCUUUGUUCCAGUCCCAUCCCCAGUGAACUGGACUGGAGCGUGCAGGUCCAGGACCAAAAGGUCUCCCAUACAGUCUACUUCUUCUGUAACCUGUGAGCCCUCACCUCUAGGCAGUAUUUCUGGAGUGACAGGAGUAGGACCCUCAGGUGUUGAAGUUCAGGCUCCUACCCCAUAUGACCCAUGGAGUGGAUCCAGGGGAGACGUUUUGGAUGGAUCCUCCACACUGCUGGAGGGUGAGAGGAGCCUCGGGGACAGCUGGGGGGAGAGACCCAUCGCCCCAAUACUGCUGGGCUAUGAGAUCCUGGAGGAGAGGGCAAAGUUCACAGUUUAUAAGAUCCUGGUGACAGGGAGUCAAGGAGACAGCUGGGUGGUCUUCAGAAGAUACACUGACUUCUGCAGGCUUAACGACAAGCUUAAAGAGCUGUUUCCCAGCUUGCGUCUCACCCUGCCCUCUAAGAGCUGGUUCAAAGACAACUAUGAUGAGGACUUUCUAGAGGAGAGGCAGAAUGGGCUGCAGACAUUUCUGCAGAACCUGAUGUUGCACAAUGACAUCAUCAGCAGUGAAGCUGUCAGACACUUCCUGUGUUUGGUUGAGGCGCCAAGUCCAUUUGAUAGUUUGGAGGAAAGCAGGGUUUUUUGUGAGACUCUGGAGGACACUAACCAUCGUCUGCAAGGGGAACUCCUGGAAAAUCAGAGAGAAGUCGACACUUUGAAGAAAAGACUGGAGGAGAAGGAAAACCACAUCAGCAUUCUGUUGGACAAAGUCAAAUCCAUGUCACUGUCUUCUGAGAGGCCUCGCCAGCAAACAGCAACAACAGCCACAGACACCAACACACUCACAGCAGGAGACACAAGCGCGGCUGAUGGAUUUAAGCAGAAACACACGGAUGGAAAUGAAGAGGAGGAUGAUGACAGAUGACAGUCUGUAAGUGACUAAGAAUUGAACCAUGGGGCAAAGUAAACAGCCCUCUAGUCCCGUCAGAUUUACUCUUUAUGCUUUCAUCAAUUUUAAACAUUGACCGGCAUUUUCCAUGUUGGUGUUUAUGAUGCUUUUACCUUUGGUUUCUAGGUGACAGUCAAUAAUUGAUUCUGCUCUGAAGCAUCUGAAGAGCACAAGAUGCACUGUGCCACCCACUGUGUGUGUACAUGCAGCAAUAAGCUAUUUAUUUUGUGAGGAUAUAAUACGUAAAUUCACUUUUUCAUGUCUUGUUUCAUGUAUAGGUGCGUAUCAACCCUAAAUACCUCAACAUGUCCAACAUUCUAUUCACAAAAAGUGUAUGUGUAUUAUGUUGCUGUGACAAAGGAAGUGUCACAUUUGACCAGAAGGUGGCAGUGUAUUAGCAGUUUACAGAAUUUAAGCGGCUGCACCCGAAUUACAUGGUUUCUGGGAACUUGAUGUUCUGUUCUUAUCGCAAAAAAAAGACAUCUCUCUUUGUGCGUGUGUGCAUGUGUGCGUGCGUCAGAGCAGUCCCAUCCAAGUGAAACGUCAUUCAUACUAGCCUCAUUGUCAGACUGAAGAGCCACUUCAUUUCAUUUCACUUCAUUCAUUCUAUUUGUGUCACAGAACGAGGACAGACGUGGGCAGUGAAUUAGAGAUCUGGGACCAGGCUGCAUUCAUACUGCCACACUGAAUGCAUUUAUACAUAAUUGUAUUAGUUUUGUACAUUUCAGAAAUACACUGCUGACAAAAACAACUGAAUGUCAGAGAAAGAGCCCAAGGAGGCCAAAGCAAGGAUGAAAAUAAACAUACAGUGUUAAAGCAGGAAAAUCAUAUAGGCUUGUGUACUCACUAUUUUUGAAAAUCUUAUUUUUUAAAGCUGUAAUUGGCUGAUAAACUCUAUAAUCUUUGGCCUUAAAGGUGACCUAUUGUGCUUAUUUUCAUUUUCACGUUCAUACCGGUUGGUGUCGACUAGAACAUGAUCUAAUAUAAAAAUAAUAAUAAUAAUUUAAAAAAAUAAUAAAAAAAAACACAUUAUUUUUCUCAUACUGUCUGUCCGAGUAUUCACCCAGUGUCUAAAAUGCUCAAUUUUAGCACUUGUCUCUUUAAGACCCCCUCCCAAAAAAGCCCAGUCUGCUCUGAUUGGUCAAGAGUUUCCUGUUUAUCUGCUGUUCUGCACCAUCAUUGCAGCUGGGGAAUGACUGUGAUGGCGCUGUAGCAGCACUUUCUACUUAUAUACAGUUAGGGGUGUUGUGAUAUACCAAUAUUGACAAUAAUCAUACACAAAUUAUAUUCUCUGUAAAAAUCAUAAUAAUAAUAAUAAUUGUAUUUUAUUGUGUUUGUCGAUAAUCUGAUAUAGUGACAGCCCUAGUUGGGACAUCACAACCUUUCAGAAGUUUCUCUAUGUGUUGUGUGUAUUUGUCAGCAUUAGGAUUCAUUUACAAUAUUUACAUAACAACUGAAAAACAAUUUAAAAAAAACUUUUAACAAUAAGAGCCUAACCAAUUGAAUAUUGAUUUGAAAUGGACAGAAGUUAAAACAACUGUGAAAUACACUGAUAUAUUUCAUAAUAAUAAUUAUCAUAACAUAUAAUAUUAAAUUAAAUUAUUCACCAUGUCCAUUUCUCAUUAAAGUGUGUCCACAUCACAGAUCACUACAUUUGGUUAGAUUUAUUUGUGUCUCAAAGCAUAAUCAACUGUAAUGGAAAAAUGAAAAGCACAUGAACUGUCUUUAAUAACCUUCUGUGCCUCAUUUACAUAUAAAGAUUGUUCUCAUGUUACUGAACCGUUUUUAACCUUGAAUAGAGAAAAUGCAUGUACUUGUCUACUACUCUUAUCUGUCUUGCAAGUUGUUACUCCGAGGCUGCAGUUAGGUGUGCAGGUGUUCUUUCUUGAACAAUGACUCAAGUCCCUUCUCUCUUUUCUCACACAAACACUUCUGUAUGUAUAAAUGACAGUGCUUGAACACAGAACCUCAGAACGAUUUUGGAGAAGUUGUACAAGUUGUUCUCAUCUUGCAAAAUUCAAUAAA